GGUCCCACGACAUGGUCACGGAGAACGCAUCGGAGUUUAAGCAGCUGGAGGGAGCAGUUUGGGUCGCCAGCACCCGCCGCCCCUGCCCAAGCGCGCCGCUGCAAGCGCCAUCGGCCCGACGCCGGCGGCUUGACGGAGCGUCCUCUUGCGCUUCACGCUCUCUUUCAUCAGGUCACCUCCUCUCUCUCCGCCGUUACAGAUCUCCUCAUCACCGAGGAGAAACCCUCGGGAAGGGAUUGCUCUUGUUGGCUGUGCGCCUGUGCCCUGUGCAGCGCCGCCACCGUCUGUGACCAGCUCGCGAUGGCGGUGAGCCCGGAGCUGGAGAGCCUUCGGCGCAUCGCGCCGUACCGCUUCGUCUCCUUCUCCUUCCCCAACCCUUUCCUCGGCCACGCCUCCAAUCCUUACGGGGGCGGGGGCGGCGGCGGCGACGACGCGGGGGAGUGCCUCCGUGUUGCCGCUCUCGAUUCGCCCCUCCCCUCCCCGCCCGUCCCGCGGACGGCGGCGAUGCUUGUCCCGGCCGGGCGGCACCGCGACUGGAUCUUCUCCACCCGCGCCGGCCACCUCCACCUCCUCCUCUCCACCCAGUUCUCCCGUCUCAUACUCGUUGGUCCUGAGCUCUCUGCUCCUUCUCCUCGGGUGAUUCCUUGCGUCGCCCUCUCGGACCCGGACCCUGCUCACGCUCGGCUCCUCCCCCUCCUCCUUGCUCUCUGCCCCAUGGCCGCGUUCCGGGACAACGCCGUCCCUGACGUCCCGUUGCUCAGCUUCCAGGAUGACCUCCUCCUGCUUGCUCCCGUCAAGUUUGUCACUGGCCCGGUCGUCGGCGAGAUGGUCAUCGAGGAUGUGGCCAUUGACAGUGCUCCCGGUCCACCUGAAUUGCACCGCAGGCUGCGGUUCAAGCGCAUGCCCUGCCUUGUGCAGACCCAGGUCCGCCUAUGCCAGUCGCCUGCUGCUGCUUCGUCGUUGUUGCUGGAAGCACUGGAAGGGUCAGAUGGUUUGUUACAGCCGGAGGUACGUGGGUCGUUGGUACAGCCUUACCUCCAAGCCAUGGUUGCCGGUCUUGCAGUGAUUGCGCCUUCCAUUGAGGAGAGUAUUCAGUCAGGUGUUAGGCCUAGGUGCCUCUGUGCUGGUGUUGGAGGUGGAUCACUCCCCAUGUCAAUCAGAGUGGGACUUCGGUUCAGUGUGCUCGGUGUAGAGGCCGAUGGUGUUGUCCUGGAUGUUGCGAGGAAUCAUUUUGGUCUGGUGGAGGAUGAGUUUCUCCGUGUCCAUGUCGGUGAUGCUAUACAAAUGAUAGAGGAUUUUUCUCGGCGAGGGGAGUCUGAUAUGAAUUUCAGUGCAGUUAUGGUGGAUCUUGACUCCUCUGAUGCUAUGUGUGGUGUCAGCGCGCCACCAUUGGAGAUGAUUCGUGGAAGCGUCCUUCUUGCUGCACGCAAAAUCCUGGACCAGCAUGGAGUGUUGAUACUGAAUGUGAUCCCACCUCCUGCGGAUGGAUCGUUCUACAAGGGGCUGGUUGAUGUUCUUCGCCAAGUUUUUUUGGAACUGUAUGAAGUAGAUGUUGGUAAUGGUGAGAAUUUUGUUCUUGCCGCCACAGUCUCACCUGAGACCGCACUUGCUGAUAAUUCAGGACACUUUCUGACAGAACUGAGGAAAUUAGCUGGGGGUUUCCUGGAUCAUAUAAGGAAAAUUUGACAUCUCUAGUCAUUAUGUGGCAUUCUUUCCAUUAUCCUCCACAAAGGCUGGUCCAUACUCCAUAAUACAUAUCCUUUGAUGCUUGCCUGCUUACUGUUAGAACUUGAGAUGGCUAUAUUAGCAUUUAAGCGCUACUGAAUGGAUUUUGCUGUUGCAUACACCUCAGCUUUACAAAAUGAAAAAUGAGGUGUUUGUUCUGUGUUAUUUAUCGAAAUAGGAUACAAGUAUCAAUUUUUUGAGGUAUCAGUGCAGAUCGUUUGUUUUCCAAUGAAUGCUUUCUUGCGAUGUACACAUAACACCUUAUACUGAUACAAGAUGAUUUAGUACUUUAUGUGUUCAACAAAUUUUUGAAGGAAGGAUGCAGCUAUACA
Molecule: messenger RNA, 2057 nt
Organism: Setaria italica (foxtail millet)
Lineage: Eukaryota; Viridiplantae; Streptophyta; Magnoliopsida; Poales; Poaceae
Product: methyltransferase-like protein 13
Exons: 1
Coding region: 301-1686 (461 amino acids)
Source: RefSeq, a predicted model, not a curated record